AUGACCACUGAGGAAGUGAAUCCUAAGGCAUUCCCGCUGGCCGAUGCCCAGCUCACGGCCAAGAUCAUGAAUCUGCUGCAGCAGGCCUUGAACUACAACCAGCUGAGGAAGGGAGCCAACGAGGCCACCAAGACCCUCAAUCGUGGAUUGGCCGACAUCGUGGUGCUCGCUGGGGACACGGAGCCCAUCGAGAUUCUGCUGCACUUGCCGCUCCUCUGUGAGGACAAGAACGUGCCCUACGUCUUUGUGCGUUCCAAGCAGGCUCUCGGACGCGCCUGCGGAGUCUCGCGGCCAAUUGUCGCCUGCUCGGUGACCACCAACGAGGGCAGCCAGCUCAAGUCGCAGAUCACCUCCAUCCAGCAGGAGAUCGAGCGACUGCUAGUCUAGUUUUAGUUUAGACUUAAGUGAACAUGCGUACAAAGUGGUAAUUUCAAUAAACAUGUGUAUUUUUUAAUGCAAA
This is a messenger RNA of Drosophila takahashii, 460 nucleotides long. The record is from RefSeq and is a predicted model, not a curated record. Lineage: Eukaryota; Metazoa; Arthropoda; Insecta; Diptera; Drosophilidae.